AUAGAUGGAAAUCCCAUGAAAUGGUUUCUUGGGAAAGUCUUGAGCAGAAGGCUCUAUAAAUCAUAUAAAUUUGCCCACGUGUCUGGCCCAUGAGGGGUUUUUUGUGUCUUUUUCCCCCUUUUCCCAACUCUAGAUUUCAGUAUCAAUGAUUUUGAUUUCCAGGUUCUUGUGGAGAAAAAAUGCCACAUUUGCAAUUUCAAGACAUUAUAAACGCUUUGAUGUCUUCACAGAAGCUGAGGCAAAUAAAGCUGCCGGAAAGUAUGAUAAUACUUCUAUUGACUUUCAAGUUGAGUUUUAUAAAAAGGAAGGAUUGACCCCAUAUUCUGAGGCUAAGCUUCCUAUUACAAGUGAUGUACCGGAAGGGUGUGUCAUUAUAAGGGAGCAUGUCCCAAUUAGCAACCUAUUUACUUGUCUUUGGUACAAUGAGGUUGAUCGCUUUACGUCUAGAGACCAAAUUAGUUUUUCAACGGUGAGGGACAAGAUUAGGGCAAAGACAGACUGGAUGCCCUAUAUGUUCUUGGACUGUGAAAGGCGCAACUUUGUUGUUCAGAAACAUCAUCUGGCAGAAUUAGAGAUGUUGGCAAAGAGACAGCCCCCACCACCUCCGCCUUUGAUCGGUGAGUUGCCUAGGAAAUUUUCACUUGAAAUUUCAAACGAGACAGUUGUAAGUACUCCUGCUAGGAAGGUCCCAUCGAAGCGUGGGAGAGAUAGAAGGUCCAGUUCUAGGCGGCACCGGAAAGUUGUUACUGGUGGCAAGGACUUGGAUUCAAAUUAAAACACUCCAAAACAGGUUAUUUUCAAGAGAUAUAUAAUUCUUUAUCCUCCCCACUGAGAUUUUGGGGCUGGAAGAGGUGUGUGAGUGUUGUAAUCCUGUUCCACAGAGAGCACUACUUACAAAUUUUUUUCUUACUACUUUUUCCAAGAUUUCUAUUUUAAUUCAUUUUUUGUUGUAUAUAUAGUAUAUAUAAUUGCAAAUAAAUAGAGUUUUGGUUGCCACAAAAAGUCAUUGGGUGCGGCAAUCAUUUUGUUGUUUCAUUAUCCCAGCAGCAUAUAUUGUUGAAUAGCUACAUCAAUAUGUAUCCUUUUUCCAUUGAAAUUCAAUAAAGUUGAAAUUUUACCA
Carica papaya (papaya) is the source of this 1120-nucleotide messenger RNA. The record is from RefSeq and is a predicted model, not a curated record. Lineage: Eukaryota; Viridiplantae; Streptophyta; Magnoliopsida; Brassicales; Caricaceae.